ACUUAUAUUUUUCAAAUGUUAUCGUUUUUAGUGGCUAUUUUAAUAUGUGUUGUUAUUUUCGGUUUGAGACAACUUAAUCGUAAUUAUGCACUAACAUCGCUGACCAAAAGGAUUAAAACUAUGGACGGAACCCCCCUAGAAAAUGUCAUUGAUGUUGUCGGUGGUUUUUGGGGCAGCAAUUUCGAUUUGCUCACAAUGAAGCGGAGUGAACAAAUUUUUGACUACUCUCGUCGCCUGGCAAAGACUUUUAAACGCAGUUAUGUUCAAUAUUUCUUGUUGACCCCAGUUUAUAAUGUCAUCGAUGCCAAUGAUGCGGAGAUGAUACUCAACGAUUCCCGUAUUUUGGACAAAGGAUUGCUGCUUCGUUUUUUGCAUCCCUUUUUGAAAACAGGCCUAUUGACAAGUUCCGGUAAAAAAUGGCAUACGCGGCGUCGUUUACUCACCCCAACUUUUCACUUCAACAUUCUUCAAAAAUUUAUGGAAAUUUUCAAAUCUGAAUCUAGAAAAUUUAUUGAUGAUUUAUGGAAGCAAAUAGAUCUGGCCGAUUUCAAUGGCUCGGUAUCGUUAAACGAAUUAAUACCACGUUUCACUUUAAACAUUAUAUGUGAAACAGCUAUGGGUGUUCGUCUUGACGACUGUGCCGAUGGUGAUGAAUAUCGUAAAUAUUAUUCCAGAAUUGAGGAUAUUUUAAUUGAACGUCUUAAGAAUCCGAUAAUGUCCUUCGAUUGGAUAUUUUUCAAAUUUCAAAAUGGUAAAAAUUAUUUGAAAUCGUUAAAGAAACUGCACUCUUUCUCCAGUGGGAUAAUUAAAAAAAGGCGCGAAAUGCUGGAAGAGGAAUUACAACAACAGGAAUUUGAGUUGAUCGAAAGGAUUGAUCAGGAUGACAAUAAUGCCUAUGGCAAACAACGUUAUGCCAUGUUGGAUAGCCUUUUGUUUGCCGAGAAGGAAGGUCUCAUCGAUCACCGGGGAAUUUGCGAAGAAGUUGAUACAUUUAUCUUGGCCGGUUAUGAUACAAUUUCAAUGAAUUUAAUAUAUGCUCUACGAUGUCUAGCCAUGUAUCCCGAUGUUCAAGCAAAAUGUUAUGAAGAACUACAAGAAUGUAUUCCCGAAGAUCUCAGUGGAUUGAAUAUGAAACAAUUGAACAAUCUUAAGUAUUUAGAUUGUGUUAUAAGGGAAACUUUACGGUUAUAUCCUUCGGUGCCAACAGUGAAAAGAGAAUGCAUAGCAGAUACUGUAGUUGGUGGUAAUCUCUUCCUACCGAAAAGGACUCAAAUAAACCUUCACAUUUAUGAUAUUCACAGAAAUCCCAAAUAUUUCCCAGAUCCGGAAGUUUUUAGACCAGAGAGAUUUAUGUCGUCGGAAAAGAGGCAUCCGUAUGCAUUUAUACCCUUUAGUGUGGGACAAAGGAAUUGUAUUGGACAAAAAUUUGCCAUCUUGGAAAUUAAAACAUUGUUAAUACACAUUUUACAGAAUUUCCAAUUGCAGUCAGUUUCUGAUUGUGAGGAGUUGAAAUUCUCAACAGGAUUAUUGCUGCGCACAAAUACAAAUGUAAAAAUAAAAUUAAAUAAAAGAAAUUAAAGUUGAAUGUAUACAUGUAAACGUAGCAUAGUUUCUUUAAUUUGAAGAUUGU
Molecule: messenger RNA, 1630 nt
Organism: Musca domestica (house fly)
Lineage: Eukaryota; Metazoa; Arthropoda; Insecta; Diptera; Muscidae
Product: probable cytochrome P450 4ac1
Exons: 7
Coding region: 16-1578 (520 amino acids)
Molecular function (GO): heme binding; iron ion binding; monooxygenase activity
Source: RefSeq, a predicted model, not a curated record